GGGUCAGCCUAACUCUAUUGAGGUUUUGAGCUGCAAAGGAUCUUGAAAGCACCAAGGACCUAGUUAGGGCUGCUUUCCCUGCUUGUUUGUGCAAGCAAGAACAUGCUUGAUACUUGGAGCUCUUCCCCACACUCCUGUGGAUCAGCUUCCAUGCAACUCCUCUCUUCUGUCCCCUCCUGUUUGGAAGACACAUUUGCUAUUUUAAUAGGAGCAUGGAUCAAAUCAAGUUGACUAAGCCUGGCAGAGCUCAUGCAGAUACUUCACACUUGAAGAACCAACAACAAAGUAGAAGGGCUUCAGAGGAGAUCUGCAGAGUAACAUGAAUGCUCUAGUUAAAUGUAUGGCGGAUCGCCAAGAGGUUUUGGAAGGAAGAUUCAGAAGUAACAUGAAUGCUCUAGUUAAAUGUAUGGCGGAUCGCCAAGAGGUUUUGGAAGGAAGAUUCAGGGAACUUUCCAGAAUGGUCAGCGCAGAAGAGUUUCAUCAGAAGGAGGAAGAAUGUGAAAAGCUGAAGGAACAGAAAGGAGUCUUGGAGCAAAAAUUGGACCAUGUCUUGGCCAAUGCAAUGAGCAGCCAUAAGUUCUCUGAGAAUUUGAAUGACCCCUGUCGAUUAUCAGCUGUGCUGGAGAUGUACGACAAGCUCACGACACUUGAAUGGCAGAAAGUCAAAUGUGCUGCAAGAUUCUCCACCUUUCCAAUGACGUAUGAAGACGGUAGCACCAUAAUUAAGACUGUGUUUUCCAAAUGUGAAGAAGAGCUGUCACAAAAACAGGAGAAAAUUUUUGAACCCCUUGAGAUUCCAGUUUCAAAGAAAACUACAAGCCCCUUUGACAGCCAACAGUUGAUCCCUGGGCUGGCAAGAGAGAUAAAGAAUCACCUUAAAAAUCUCUAUUUUAACUAUGGAGAAGACUAUUACCAAGACAAGAUUUGGCCUGCUCCUUCUUGUGAUCAACAGAUGUUUCAGCCACUUGUAAAGUUCACAGCAGAGUGCUACAAAAUUUACUGUUUGUUGCUUCUUCAGAACCCGCCCAUUAAAGCUGUGUGGCACACAGAGGAAAGAAACCUAAUCUCUUGCAUACAGCACGUGGACAAUAAAAACGUGGAGGAUAGGAUGCCAUUAAACUUUCUGUGGCCCGUGCUGGUCUGUGGGGAAGAGCUAAUUAGAAAGGGUGUAAUCUAUGGUUAAAAGUAAUGGCUGUUUGGAGUCAAAUUAUACCCCUGUGUCAAAAAGCAAUAAAAAGCAAGUAAAUCUGCAGCCUGGUGGUA
Molecule: messenger RNA, 1263 nt
Organism: Chelonia mydas (Green sea turtle)
Lineage: Eukaryota; Metazoa; Chordata; Testudines; Cheloniidae
Exons: 8
Coding region: 320-1183 (287 amino acids)
Source: RefSeq, a predicted model, not a curated record